AAAAGAGUCUCGCCGGCGUCCCCGUCCGCACACUCGCGCACACCCGCGCUUGGGCGCACACUGAGCAGGCACCAGCGCCCGGAGCAAGCCUGUGAGCAGCGAGUGGGAGACCCAUCGGGCUGAGCCAGGCGAGCAGCCAGCGAAGCGAGCCCGCCAAGACCCCAAGUCCCCGAGCCCCGCAGCCGACCCCCGCCGGCCGGUGUCCCUGCAGUCCUCCCUGACCCAUGGCGCUGAAGCGGAUUCAGAAAGAAUUGAGUGACCUACAGCGUGACCCACCUGCUCAUUGCUCAGCUGGACCUGUAGGAGAUGAUUUGUUCCACUGGCAAGCAACUAUUAUGGGGCCUCCUGAUAGUGCAUAUCAAGGUGGAGUCUUCUUUCUCACUGUACAUUUCCCGACAGACUAUCCUUUCAAACCACCAAAGAUUGCUUUCACAACAAAAAUUUACCAUCCAAAUAUAAACAGUAAUGGAAGUAUUUGUCUUGAUAUCCUGAGGUCACAAUGGUCACCAGCUCUGACUGUAUCAAAAGUUUUAUUGUCCAUAUGUUCUCUACUUUGUGACCCUAAUCCAGAUGAUCCCUUAGUACCAGAUAUUGCACAAAUCUAUAAAUCAGACAAAGAAAAAUACAACAGACAUGCACGAGAAUGGACGCAGAAAUAUGCAAUGUAAAAUCAAAAUAAAAUUUCAUAUAUACCAGAGUACUGUAAAAUCUAGGUUUCCCCCCCGCCCCAGCAUUAGCAGUAAAAUGAGCACCAUUUACUGUCUCACUGUACCAUGAAAUCCUUUUGAUUUAUACCCAUUUUAAAUGUAUUUCUGAAGCAAGACAAAACAAACUUCCAAAAAUACCCUUAAGACUGUGAUGAGAGCAUUUAUCAUUUUGUAUGCAUUGAGAAAGACAUUUAUUAUGGUUUUUAAGAUACUUGGACAUCUGCAUCUUCAGCCUACAAGAUCUACAAUGCAUCUGAAAAGCAACCAAAUUAUUUUUUGCUGAAACUAGAUGUUUUUACAUGAGAAAUACUGUGUGUAUUGUCUAAGAUGUCGGUUUUAUAAAUCUGUAUUCAGAUUUCAUUCUUUGUUAGCUCACUUUAUAAUUUGUAUUUUUUUACUGUAUAGACUAAAUAUAUUCUAUUUACAUGUAUGUCAACUCAUUACUUUUUUUCCUGUGAACAGUAUUGAAAAGCCCAAAAGCUGAUAAUGAAAUGAAUUAACUGUCCCUUGUCUUAGGGUAUUCUGUAGCUCAAUUACAGAUUUCUCAAGUCCGAAAUGAUCUUUACACUGUAAUUCUCAGUAUAUUGAUUAUGGAGAAACACUUGUUUUGAGUUUGUUAUACUUGAGUUAACUUUAUUGCAAUGUGAAUUAAUUGCACUGCUAAGUAGAAAGAUGUGUAACUUUUAUUUGUUGCUAUUCACGUUUGAAUUUUUUUCUGUAUAGGCAAUAUUAUAUUGACACCUUUUACAGACCUUAAUGUAGCUUUUCCAUAUAAAUAAAAAGCUUUUUCUACUAUUUGUCUUGAUUACUUAAAAAGAUAAAAAUUACUUUAUCUUACAAGUAAGGAUCAAAACACUAUUUAAAAUUUUGCAUGAAAAUUCCAGAUUGUGAGAAUGAGGUUUGUCAUAUUUGGCAUAAACACCAUUAAUUAUAUAAAUUUGAUUGCUUUAGGUUUGUAUCUGUUUAUUAAGUUGUCUAUCUAAAGAAUGAUAUGCAUUGGUUUCUUGUCAUAGAAGAGAAUUUAGAGUAAGUUGGAGUUUUUCAUGGAUCACAGCUAUUAUUUAUUACAUUACUGAAGUAAGGAUAAGACAGUAUUGAUGUCUUAUAUACCUGAAAAUAAUUAGGUUAAUGCAUUAAAAUGUAACUGUUAAUGUAUUUUUUAGCAUUUUAAAAUUAAGAAUUUCUAAAAUAGAAUGUUAGUACCAUCACAAUUUGGAAAAGGGCAUACUUUUUUAUUGUAGAAGUUAUAAAGAAAAUUCUAAAAUGAUGCUUUCCUCUGUUUUUAUAAUUUCCAUUUAAAAGUGAUUUUAAAAAGCAGAUUCUCUUUUCAGAUUUUAAAGAAAGCUACGACGUUCUGAUGUUUGACUUGGAAAAAAAUACAUCCCUUUCAUUAUUAGCAUGCUUACCAAACUUGAGUGUCAUUUUUAAGAAGAGUUGUAGCUCUUCUGGUUAUUGCAGUAGAUGUAUAAGUGUGCAAGAAUCUGUGAUGGGUGUAGUCAUUAGCAAAGCAUUGAAGUCACUUAAGUAUUUUACCAUGGUUCAUUAUUAUUAAAGCACAAAUGACCCAUUGUUAGAAAAUGUGUUUUUUAAAUGAAUGUAAAAUAAUGAAUUGUGAAAUGGAUGUUUAAGAAAAUAUAGAAUUAAAAAGGUAUAUUAAGUGAUGUCUUGAAACAGCCAUAUCAUGAAAGACACUACUUUACUAGUUAUAUUAUUAUAAGCUACAUUCACCCAGAAAUUGAACACUCAAAACAUCAUUAGAUUUAAGUAUUUAGUACAUUUUGAUAGUAAAGGGUUUUGUUUCUUGAAUAUAACUUUUUAAAGAAAACUUUCACUUGUGUGGCAUUUAUUUUUGGAAAUGUCUUUUUUCUUUAUUAAAGUUUUUGAAACAUGCCUAA
Condylura cristata (star-nosed mole) is the source of this 2602-nucleotide messenger RNA. RefSeq names its product ubiquitin-conjugating enzyme E2D 1 (gene UBE2D1). The record is from RefSeq and is a predicted model, not a curated record. The transcript has 7 exons. Lineage: Eukaryota; Metazoa; Chordata; Mammalia; Eulipotyphla; Talpidae. Bases 225 to 668 code for a protein of 147 amino acids. Gene Ontology annotation, cellular component: nucleus. Gene Ontology annotation, molecular function: ubiquitin conjugating enzyme activity. Gene Ontology annotation, biological process: protein polyubiquitination; ubiquitin-dependent protein catabolic process.